UGUUAAAUUUAGCAAAGCAAGUGUCAGAAUAUUUGAAGUUCAAUGCGAAAUGAACUUAACCUAUUUGAAUUGUUAUUGUUGAUUUCAUAGUGUUUGUAUAUCUGUUAAUGUAAGUUAUAACAAUUAAGGAUGAAUAAAGGAAAGAAAAUAGUGUUUGGUAAGAUCAGCACGAACUUUGCUGAGAAGACCCUAGCGACAGAAUCGGAUCUCACAAUUGGAUCGUUCAGUGAAGGCACUUCCAAGCCUGUAGAGAUUGAGGAACUCGAAGAUGACAAUGAAGAUGAACAGAUCAAAGAAGUCAUGGGUAUAUCGACUUUUGGUAAAAAAGCUAAAACCUUCAAUAUACAGGAAAUGCUCGAUCAAGUUAAGAAAACAGCUAGAGAAAUAACGAAACCUGCAGAGGUUGAUACACAUAAAGAAGAGGAAUCAUCUUCUUCCUCAGAUGAUGAUGAUUUAAUUGGACCACCUAUUCCUCAAGUUUUAGCACAAGUGGACACAAGUAAAAAGAAAUCUAAAGAACAUGGAUCAGAUUCUGACAGCUCUGGAGAGGAGAGUGAUGGUGAAGACACAGGGACGUUUGUACCUUGUUCGCACGAGGUUAUAAUGAACCAUGGCACAAAAGCUGUGACAGCAUUGAGCUGUGAUCCUAGUGGAGCCAGAUUGGCGUCAGGUUCUGUGGAUUACGAUGUUUCGUUUUGGGAUUUCUCUGGGAUGGAUUCGAGCAUGAAAUCGUUCCGCACGCUUCAACCUUGCGACAAUCAUCCGAUUCGCUACUUGAAUUACUCAGGUACGGGAGACUUGCUGCUGGUGGUGUCUGGAGCUGCUCAAGCGAAAGUCGUGGAUAGGGAUGGUUUCGAGAAAUUGGAGACCGUCAAAGGUGAUAUGUACUUAUCCGAUCAGGCCAGAACGAAGGGACACACGUCCGGUUUAUUGGCCGGAGCCUGGAGUCCAGUUUCUCGCGAAGAGUUUUUAACAACAUCCGCGGAUGGCACCGCCAGGAGUUGGGAUAUGUAUCAAGGAGGAAAAGUGCACAAGACGUUGGUGAAAUGCAGAGCGCAGAACGGAUUGAAGGCGCCGCCAACAGCGUGCUGCUACAGCAGAGACGGACACGUUUUUGGUUUGGGUUGUUCCGAUGGAAGUAUACAGCUCUGGGAUUUGCGGAAGAGCACUGUGGCGCCAGCGAGUAUCUGCAGGAAAGCGCAUCAAGCCUGCGAGACGACCAGCAUCUGCUUCUCUCACGUCGGGCAACAUUUAUUGACGAGGAGCAUGGACGAGACGAUGAAGCUGUGGGAUCUGAGGAAGUUCAAAGAACCCGUGAAUGUUGUCAACGAUCUCUUCACCAGAUACGACACGACAGAUGCAAUAUUCAGCCCCAACGAUAGACUCGUGGUCACAUGCACCUCGCUGAACAAAGGGGAAACAACUGGUAACUUGUUGCUCUACGAUUCGUCGAGUUUUCAGUUGCUGCAAAAACUGGAGGUAGCGAAAACGCACGUUAUCAAAAUCAUAUGGCACACGAAGCUGAAUCAGAUAUUCGCCGGCUCCGGUAACGGCAUUAUAAAAUGCUUCUACGACGACAAGAAGAGUAUGCGCGGUGCGACGUUGUGUGCCGUUAAAAUGAAGAGGAAAAUGCAACACGCCGAGGUUAUUAGUUCGCAGCAAGUCAUCACCCCGCACGCGUUACCAUUGUUCAGACAGGAGAGGCGCAAGACGAGCAGGAAACAGAUGGAGAAGGAUCGUUUGGAUCCGGUCAAGAGUAAACGUCCUGAUUUGCCGAUCACUUCUGGACAAGGAGGUCGCGUUGCUUCAAGCGGCGGUACUCUCAGCAGUUACGUUAUUAGGAAUUUGGGAUUGAGUAAGCGAGUAGAUGAUGAUCAAGAUCCGCGAGAGGCUAUCUUGAAGUUCGCCAAAGAAGCGGAGGAGAAUCCUUAUUGGAUUACACCUGCUUACACGAACACACAAACCAAGAAAUCUGAUGAACCUCCCAGCAAGAAGAACAAACAAUAAAAUCCAACUACAUCUGAAGCGCACAUCAACUGCAGCUAACCGCCACGACUUGCAUUUAAUAAUAGUUUACGCAAAUGUAAUUGAUGUUUCCUCUUUUUUUUUUGCAUGCGAAAUG
Molecule: messenger RNA, 2122 nt
Organism: Nicrophorus vespilloides
Lineage: Eukaryota; Metazoa; Arthropoda; Insecta; Coleoptera; Silphidae
Product: gastrulation defective protein 1 homolog
Exons: 4
Coding region: 130-2007 (625 amino acids)
Biological process (GO): regulation of DNA double-strand break processing
Cellular component (GO): nucleus; site of double-strand break
Molecular function (GO): protein binding
Source: RefSeq, a predicted model, not a curated record